CCGCUAGUAAAUCUGAGCAAAGGAGGAGACGGUGCGCGUGCAUGCAUAGCUAGUCCAAUUCGCGCAGUUGGACAGCGUCUGUUGAGCGGAAGCUGUCGUCGGUUGUAGUUUACAGGAUUCACCUCAACAAGUCGUGAAGGGGGAAAUUGCAAUAUUUUCCCCUCUGUGAAGAUGGACCAGAAAGAUACAGAGAUGAACGAGAAAGGAGUGCCUUCCUCAACCAGCGGAGUUGUGGUCCAAGUGCGGGAGAAGAAAGGACCUUUACGUGCAGCCAUCCCUUACAUGCCUUUUCCGGUAGCAGUAAUUUGCCUGUUUCUCAACACAUUCAUACCUGGAUUAGGUACCUUCGUCUCGGCCUUCACGGUGCUGUGCGGGGCGCGGACGGACCUGCCGGACCGCCACGUGUGCUGCGUGUUCUGGCUGAACAUGGCGGCCGCCUUCAUCCAGAUCCUCACCGCCAUCGUCAUGGUGGGCUGGAUCAUGAGCAUAUUCUGGGGGAUGGACAUGGUCAUUCUGGCCAUUUCCGAAGGCUACAGGGAUCAGGGCAUUCCCCAGCAGCUGUGAGGCUCCGCGGCCAAUCUGAACGCGAGAAUGUACAGUCGUAUACUGGUCUCCCGGCAACAGCCCCGCCCCGCCCCGCCCCGCCCCCGGCAUGGGGCCCGGAAGCACAGACACGCCUUCACCAUCACUCCCAGGGGGGGCGGGCUCCUAUUCCAGACUCCGCCCCCACCCCAGCCCACCACCCAAUCCCCCGGAUGCCUUGUACUUCACGGCUCAGAGUGAGUACGAAGAUCCUUCGGAAAGGAGGGGAUGAAGUUUCUCCACGCGCUGUAAAUAAAGAAAACAAAAAAAAAAGCAAAAUCUGUGGGAAAGAAAAAAACCACCGUGACAACCGUGUGUGCCGUGUGUUAUUGACAUUUCCAUCCUGUCAGGGGUAAAUUCAGUGUUAACAGAUUUUUAAUGACAAAUAUUAAAAAGUGUAGUUUUAUUAUGAUUUUUCUUAUCUUUUUUUUUUUUUUUUGGCUGUACAGAUGGGUUUUGAAGUUUUCACUAGCUGGAUUUGGUGGUACGGCACGGUGUCUGUUGUCCUUCCCUGAAGGUUUAUUACUCGAUGUCAAGCCUUAUUUUACGUGGAGAUGAACUUGUUUUUAUAUACAUAUUCUGCAUGGUUAUUAAAUUUCCACUUACCCAGCUGAGUCUGUGAUCUGUAAACACUCAACCACACAGAGACAACCACACAGGCCGAUUAUCUUUUAUGACUUUUGCAUCACUAUUUAUUGGUUGUUGUUUUGGCGAAGCAUCAUUAUCAUAAACCUCAAUGUACUGUUUAUCGAAUUUCGCUGGGCCAGUUGCCAUAGAUACUGUCCAUUUCCACAAAGUCAAUGUGUACUCAUGGGAUGAAAUAAACGUAAUUGGUAUGGGAGUGAGUUUUGCUUUAUUGAAGUUACAAUGAGAGCUGAAUACCGUGGGCAGAAAACAAGCUGGGUCAUUUGAAAGGCGGCUGGACUUUUGUUUCUUAGCCGGGAGGGUGAAAAACACGCAGUCAAGAAGAGAAUGGUUGAAAUGUGAAUUGUGAUUUUUUAAA
Molecule: messenger RNA, 1585 nt
Organism: Anguilla anguilla (European eel)
Lineage: Eukaryota; Metazoa; Chordata; Actinopteri; Anguilliformes; Anguillidae
Gene: stum
Product: stum, mechanosensory transduction mediator homolog
Exons: 4
Coding region: 172-564 (130 amino acids)
Source: RefSeq, a predicted model, not a curated record